AUGCAUGGGUUGUUCUCCUUCUUCAAGAAGAAACCGGCUCCGAAGGCGGUCACGAAAGAGGAGACGACCACCAGACACGAGAGUUUUUGUGAUGUUAACGAGCUCAUGUCCGACGAAACUGUGAAGAAAGAACAGCAUCCAAUAGAAGCUCCAAAAUCUAGGAAGAAGUUUGCAGCACCCAGUGCCCCUGAUCCUCGGAGUAGCCCCACUGUUGAUCACAUAGCAAGGGAUCGUCACGACGAGGUCAAAUCUUCUCAGGCAGAAAAUCCUCCCACCGCGGCAACUGUCCAGCAAGGAACCAAUACCGAGGAGAGUCAGAAAACUGAGGACCACAAGGUGAAUGCAUCUGAAAAGAAAAGUUUGGCAGUAGCCGCAACACAUAUGCACGAAGUUAUCCAUUAUUCUCCUCAGAGCACAGUGAAAUCGUUUGCAACGCCACCUCUUCCCAAUUCAGAAGUACCUUAUGUAGAAAGGCGGUCGAACAUCAUUUUAAAUGACAAGAGCGGCCUCAAAACGAUUCCUGUCUCACAGUUCGACGGUACAAUAAGUAAGCAACGGGAGAAGAAGGUUGCAGCACCGUCUCCGCCGACGUCAUCUCCCGCACUCGAACUUAAAUCCCAGACACUGUUUUCACCUUCUGCCAAGAUUAAUUCCGUCAGUAGCCCGAAAGAAGCAAUAUCCGUAAACGAUGUUCAUUCGUCGGAUAGUUCCGUUAUUCCGCGGGAACAAAAUUCCGUGGAGGAAAACGAGCAACUUAAGUAUGCGACUGAGAUCACACAUGAUUAUGAAACACUCAAAACCAAAUUUGACCUCUGGCAGGCGCUACAGGCGGAGAACCGAAACUCGGCGGAAGCGAGACAAUUGCAUAUGGAGAUCAUAUAUCAGCAUGACUCUUUGAUGAAAAAGCUGCAACAAACUGCUGACAUCGCAGUGCCGACGGGAAAGGGCAGACCAAGCAUCGCUCCAGACACCUUCACUCCUUGGCGCGCUAACAGGAACCUGGCUCCUUCGCCCACACAAAAUCCUCGCAUGCCGCAAAACAUAGGAUCCAAGACCCGACCUCCCGCACUUCCAGCAAGAUGGACGCCGACUUCCUCUUCUCAUUCUCUUUCUCCAACGACUUCCACAUCGAGUGAAGACACAGAUCGGUCGCUUUUUGCCGGCAAACAAUCGCGUGCUGUCACCACAAGGGACGGACUCCCUGUUUCUGCUGUGCCAGGAGUGACUCAUAACAUCCUUGUAACUCGCACGUCGGUAAGGCCAAAAGUCUGCAUUCAAGUGACUGGAAAGUGCAAGAGAUGCGGUUUGGAGUGGACUCCAACAAAUAAGCUCUACCUGUCCAUUACGAGAGAACGCAAUGUUCCUCCAAAAACUCAUGGGACCGGAGAUGCGCAACCUGUACAUGGACCUGAUGAUGCAAGCCAAGAAGAUCAAGCACGACGUCAUCGGGCUGAGACGAGACGACGCCACCUACUAAACGCCGUGCACGAUACUGGAGAAGAUUUGUCCCUAGGAACAUGCGAGAAUAGAGAAGUUGGUGGAGUUGGCGUCCUGGUCAGCACAAGUAUGGCAAAGAACAUCGGCUUUUUCGAAUAA
This is a messenger RNA of Necator americanus (New World hookworm), 1596 nucleotides long. RefSeq lists its product as uncharacterized. NCBI's taxonomy places the organism in Eukaryota, Metazoa, Nematoda, Chromadorea, Rhabditida, Ancylostomatidae. The transcript has 11 exons. The coding region runs from base 1 to 1596 and encodes 531 amino acids. The record is from RefSeq and is a predicted model, not a curated record.